Messenger RNA from Scophthalmus maximus (turbot), 4097 nucleotides. RefSeq names its product shaker-related potassium channel tsha2-like. The coding region runs from base 737 to 2176 and encodes 479 amino acids. Lineage: Eukaryota; Metazoa; Chordata; Actinopteri; Pleuronectiformes; Scophthalmidae. The record is from RefSeq and is a predicted model, not a curated record. Gene Ontology annotation, cellular component: membrane; voltage-gated potassium channel complex. Gene Ontology annotation, biological process: protein homooligomerization; potassium ion transmembrane transport. The transcript has a single exon. Gene Ontology annotation, molecular function: protein binding; delayed rectifier potassium channel activity.
CCACUGGCCGGGGCCAGCAGAGCCCCUGGUCAUACGGCGCUGUGUGCUCCCAGGCACUCGACUUAUUUCGUCUUAUUAGUUUCAAGCCACAUUUAAUAUGCGGCCGCAGAAAAAGCACCAACACUUAGAUGUGUUUAUCGUCUUCUUGUGGACCGUUUCUUAGACUGCGGGCUGCUACCUAAAGUAGACACGGGCCGGGGUCCUGCAGGUUCCCCCUUGUGACAAGAAUAGCCCCAUGAUUUCAUGAAUGAGGGACCUGCAGGGUGAGAGACUCCAUUUCUCAGUGGACUCCGGAUCUGAAAACAUAUUCAACCUUGCUCUGGACAAAAAAAAAAAAGGACAGAGGAAGAUAUUCAUCUCCAAUUCACAUGAAGAAAUACACUUGUCAGGCUACAAGUGUACUUGGAAGUCACUGCAGCGAAGGGAGUGUGAGAGGGACAGCAGCAGCAAGUGUCAUCUGCUCUUCCAACUUGGGAAGGGCUUUGGAGUUUAAACUGGUGUGAACAUGAUAGCCAUCUCCAGCCAUCGGCACUGCUUAUGCAAGUGGAGAUCUGUCUGCGCCGUUGAAAGUUGACAGUGCGGAGGCACCAAUCUGACAGAGGGACGGUGUAAAUCAACGACAGCAGAGCCUCGGGCGGCUGCAUGAGAAGGAGAGUUGGGAGGACGCACGGGCAAAAAAGGGCGAGAGGCAGAGCCGGGAGGCGAGCGACGGAUUUACCCUCGGAGGGGUAAAAAGAUGACUGUGGUGUCCCGGGAGAGCCACGACGAGACUGUGGUCGUAACUCCUCUGUCGCAAGAUGCUGCGGACUCGGACCCGGCGGACCAGGAGCGCAGCGAGCGGCUGGUCAUCAACGUCUCCGGUCUGCGCUUCGAGACGCAGCUGAAGACCCUCUCCCGCUUCCCGACCACGCUCCUGGGCGACCCGCGCAAGAGGAUGCGCUUCUUCGACCCGCUGCGGAACGAGUACUUCUUCGACAGGAACCGGCCGAGCUUCGACGCCAUCCUCUAUUACUACCAGUCGGGCGGUCGGCUCCGGAGGCCCGUGAGUGUACCUGUGGAUAUUUUCCUGGAAGAGUUAAAGUUCUACGAGAUUGACGGGGAGGCCGUGGAGCUCUUCCGGGAGGACGAGGGCUUGGCGACGGAAGACGACCGCCCGCUGCCCAACAACGCGUACCAACGCCAGUUCUGGCUGCUGUUCGAGUAUCCGGAAAGCUCAGGACCUGCGCGGAUAAUUGCCAUCGUGUCCGUUAUGGUUAUUUUGAUAUCCAUCGUUAUAUUCUGCUUGGAGACACUACCUGAGUUCAGGGAAGUCCCCCCGGUGCCGGACAACAGCGCCAACGGCAGCGCCAGCGGCAAAGCGCCCAGUCCCUUCACAGAUCCCUUCUUCAUGGUAGAGACGCUCUGCAUUGUGUGGUUCUCCUUGGAGUUCACCAUGCGGUUUCUCUCGUGUCCCAGCAAGCCCGUCUUCUUCAAAAACAUCAUGAACCUGAUCGAUGUGGUGGCCAUAGCUCCCUACUUCAUCACCCUGGGCCUCGAUCUCGCGGAGCACCAGGGGAGCAGUCAGCAGGCGGCGUCUCUGGCCAUACUGAGGGUCAUCCGCCUGGUGCGCGUCUUCAGGAUUUUCAAACUCUCCAGGCACUCCAAGGGUCUCCAGAUCCUCGGCCAAACGCUCCACGCAAGUCUCAGGGAGCUGGGGCUGCUCAUAUUCUUCCUGCUCAUCGGCGUGGUUCUAUUCUCCAGCUCGGUUUAUUUCGCAGAAGCCGAGGACCCCGAGUCGGGAUUUUCAAGUAUACCCGACGCGUUUUGGUGGGCUGUGGUGACAAUGACCACGGUCGGCUAUGGAGACAUGUGUCCCUCCACCAUUGGGGGGAAAUUCGUUGGAUCUUUGUGCGCCAUCGCCGGGGUACUCACCAUAGCUCUACCGGUCCCUGUGAUAGUGUCCAAUUUCAAUUAUUUCUACCACAGGGAGAACGAGGAGGAGGACAACCUUCACUACGUACACGUGACUUGCGGGCAGCAGCAGCAACAGCCCUCGUUUGCUGAGUGUGAUUCAGACAAAAGUGACCUGUCACUCUCCAAAACGGAGUCCUAUCAGGAGAGCGACGACCCGGGCACUCUGACAUAUCCAAACAUACACCCACCUGGGACAUACACGGGGAAACUCACAGAUGUGUAAAGAAGAUGUGUGUGUGUUGGUUUUCUUUCCUGGUGAGCUGUCUUCCAGUGGACAUGAAGUCUAUAGGCUUCUCCACGACGGGUGCUUACAGGUGUUUUUACGCACGCUGUCUUCAGUGAAUCCCAGAUAUUCAUUUUACAACUAACACCAAAAUGAGGAUUUCACGCGAUCUUAAGAUGAGAAAAUCAUUCCUCCUGCUGCUCCAACUUCACACAUUUUCUCAUAUCGGGGCUACUGGUAGAAAUACAAACAUAAGGAAGAAAGCUAUGGACUAAUGUUAUACUCGGGAAACAUCUAAUAAAAACACCGGGCACACAAUCAGACGCGUAGAAUAUUUGAAACAGUACAGGCCUGCAGGAAUUGAGCCUCAGGAUAAGACAAAAGCCUCCAGGGGACAGGUGUUUUUUAUUUGUUUACCCACAAAGAAAUGGCCACGCCAACCGCAAGCUAUCCUCCUAUUGUUGAGAAAAAUAUUUUUAUAAUCCCAAAGGUUGGAACAAUGUAGGAAAGGGGAGGUCAGCCGUGCGCCAAAGGGCCAAUGACGCACGAGGCAUCCAGCUCUCCAGACUGCAGCGCGCGGCGAGUUAGCGACACAGAUGUGUAAACCGACAAAAUAAUAUGUGAUCACAUACGAUAGAACAGGCCACAAGUCAGUGUGUGUGUGUGUGUGUGUGUGUGUGUGUGUGUGUGUGUCGAACUGGCACCAUGCGCACUCUGGAGAGGUGGCUACUGCUAUGAGCACACUGACACUUGUUUAUCCACGGUCCUGUUGUGUCCAGAUCUUGGGUUACUAUAUGUGUUCGUGCCGAACGUGUCCUGGUAUCCAAACACCAGUGGCUUUUACGCAGCAUGCCGUCCCGCGGCACACACAUGUAAACUAUACUCUGCAAAGGAGUAUGUGGCGGGAAGGUUAGUAAACUGCACUGAUGUCUAAUAGAAGGCCUCGGACGAUGGCUUGUUUGCCUCUAUUUGGAUCGGACUCUCACACUCAGGAUAAUGUGUUCAGGUUUACAGCAUCUGUAUUUCACAAUAACGAGACAAGUAACCACCACUUAAAAAAUAUAAAUAUCUCGUUAUCACAGGAUCGUUUUUUUCCCUUCUCUCUAAUAAUAACAAGUCUCACAUUAGUCUAACAUUGAUUUUUCUUUUUCUUGGAGCUCGUUAUGUGCUUCUAGUGGCCAGAAUAGGUGAGCUCUGAGCGCCACUCCGUGGAUGAUCAAGAUCCCUGCAGACCGCUCAGGAACUAAGAUUCAAGCUUGAGCAUCUUUGCACUGUUGCAGCUUUUUACUGAUUAAGCCCGUGAGACUCCGUAUGUGACCGGAUGCCUGUCGGUGGUGAUCUAAGCUCACCCGAGGGCUGAAGGCUUUCUCUCACAGGUCAACACAGGGAGUUGUCGUGUUCUGUUCAGCUGCAGGAGGCAGAGGAUUUAAGCGAAGCCCCUCGCUCCCCUCAGAGUCGCAACAAAACACUAGUGUGGCCUUUUCUUCUUCUCCAAAAUACUGGAUCAUUUUCUCGAGACUGCUCUUGCAUUGCCAGUGAUGUGGCCCACAGAGACCUGGCGGUGUGGAACCGCUUGGGGAAAGUUAAGUCUGCCGCAAUAGACAACAUUCUCUUGUGUAGGCGUUGUACUGUAAACGACCACGCGUUCUUUGGAGCUGUCCAGCUGUAUACAAAGCAUUGUGUACAUGCGCCUUUUGUAAAUCUGAACCUCCUCUUUCCUUGUGCAGCUCGUGACGCAAGGUCGGAAUCGCAACUUACCGCUGUGUUGUUACAUUUCGCCGUCAACGACAUAGACAAAGGCAUUUUGGGUGUAAUGUCUUGCAUGUCAUAAAUGCAUUGUGAAUUCUAAAUGUGAUGAAAUAUUUAUUUUUCUAAUUUAAACAUGUAUGUGAACUUAACUUGAUCCUUUUUUUUAUAAAUA